UCAGAUAUUCCUGUUCUUCAAGUUUACUUUGAUGAUGAAACAGAUAAUGUCCCAAUCCCUGAUCUAGUAAUUAUCUGUCCGUAUAGAUUCACUAUUAGGUGUAUUUAUGAUCAAAAUACAAAACAUGAGAAAUCUUGUUUACAGUAUUUCAAAAAUUUCGAAAAAGCAGAUCCUCUAACUUUUCAUGAUUCGGAAAACAGAUUUUCUAUUCUUAAUAAUUAUGCUAUGGAUAGUUAUGUUACCACGCUUGAUAUUCAUAUAAAUAGUACAGAUUAUGGUACACUUGACUCAGCAACUUAUAUGACUAUUUGGUUGUUUGAUGGAGAAACUGACGCAAGCCUACCCAAAGAUCAAAUUUCAAUAACUAUCUAUCUUCAAUCAACUGUAUUAACCAAGAGCGUACAGCAGAGAUUACAUACUGUAUAUAACGCUUUUGGCUCGUUUGGUGGUGUUUGGACAGUUUUGGCUGGCAUUUGCACAGCCAUAUUCG
Molecule: messenger RNA, 490 nt
Organism: Racocetra persica
Lineage: Eukaryota; Fungi; Glomeromycota; Glomeromycetes; Diversisporales; Gigasporaceae
Source: the annotation of a GenBank genome assembly